GAUCGGAGCGACGCGACGCCGCUCGACUUGUGUCCUCCGACCUAACCUCCAACGUCCGCGGAGUGUUUCGCUCGUCGUCAGUCUCGCUGCCUACAAAUUAUCUUGAAGAUAUAAAUUUCAGUCCACGCACGAAGAGAGCUAGAGCCGCAAGAUGUCGGAGCGCAAAGUUUUGAACAAAUACUACCCGCCGGAUUUCGAUCCGUCGAAGAUUCCGCGCAUGAAACUGGCGAGAAAUCGCCAGUACACCGUGCGACUGAUGGCACCGUUCAACAUGCGGUGUAAGACAUGCGGUGAAUAUAUCUACAAGGGCAAGAAAUUUAAUGCGCGUAAGGAGGACGUCGAGGGCGACGAUUACCUGGGCAUACGCAUUUACAGGUUUUACAUUAAGUGCACCCGCUGCCUGCAAGAGAUAUCCUUCAAGACCGAUCCGAAGAACACGGAUUACGAGAUCGAGGCGGGCGCCACGAGAAAUUUCAUGGCGUUGAAGCUGGCCGAGGAGCAGGCGCAGAGGGAGGAGGACGAGGAGAAAGAGGAGGAGGCCACCAAUCCGAUGAAGCUCCUGGAAAAGAGGACGCUCCAGUCGAAGCAAGAACUGGAGUUGUUGGAAUCUCUGGAGGAGUUGAAGGAUCUAAAUCGAAGGCAGCAGACCAUAGAUUACGAUCAGAUGUUGGAGCAAUACGACACCGAAGCUGCCAGGCAGAGGACGGAGAAGGAACAGGAAGAGUUGGACGAGCAGUACGUUAAAUCUGUAUUUGGCAAGAGACAAUUGACCGGGACUGUUGUGGAGGAAGAAAUUGAGGAGUUGGUUGGAGGAGAAGAAGGGAAGAGAGAUCAACCUCCUAAAAAAGUACUUAAGACAGACGAAGCAGAUGGCAAAGAAACAGAAAAUUCUGGAAAUUCUUCAAAAUCCGCUAAAGCGUCAUUGUGGUCGGAAAGUAUGGGAUUAUCAUCUGGUAAGAAGAAUUCGUCUUCUUUGGUGAAGAAAAGCAAUAUUGGUAUAAAAAUAAACGCUAGAUCGGUACAGAAUAAAACAUCCACGACCGAAAAUGCUGUUUCCUGCGAUAAGGAAACUGCUCCACAGUCGGACAAAGCACUUAACACUUCAACGAGUACAUCGAAUACGGUAAAUACAGACACCAAAUCUGAUAAUAUCGGCAACAGUCUCUUGUUAUUAGGUGCCUAUUCGGGUAGCAGCGAUAGCGAUAGCGAUUAAUGAAAGAAAUAAAUUAAUAUAUUUUUCAUGUAUAUAUUUUUAUCCAAUAGAGUAAAAUAUUGUACAAAAUAAAUGGGGUCUACAAAAAGUAAUUUGUAUAAACACGUUAUUCGUUUUAAAGUAUACGAUAUAUGUAUCACAUGAAAUUUUAGAUUUAGACAUUUUAGGUACGCGAAUUAGAUAUCAGACAUAUACACAAUUUUGUGUUAAAUCCAAAGAAGUCGUAGGUUGAUACUUACAGGCCGACGAUUACAGAGUUUCUUACAGGAUGCCGAAGGUUCUACUCCUAAAACAUAAAAGGAUAAGUUAUCAGAAAUGUAGAAAAAUUGAAAUUUGGUCUUUUUGCGAGGCUAGGCACUCUGUAAGAAAUUCCGUCGUCGAGUUAUAUUCAUAUCGAUACAAUGUAGCAGGGAGUACCUAGCCUAUUAAAACGGGCCAAUAAUUAACAUAUUUGAGACGAAAAAAAUUGUAGAAAACUUUAAAAAUGAUAUAAUAAAAAAAUAUGCAAGUAAAAAUUUGUAUAAAAAUUUUUUUGGUCGGUCUCAAGUAUGUUAACGUCCACUUAUCUACAAUAUGUCUGUAAUGACAACGAUUAAUUUACUAACAUAGUGGGUAUUUGCGAAUGUGUACUAUGUUAUUAACUUAUUGAAUUAACGAAUAAAAAAUUAUUAAUGCAAAAUCAUAAAA
Wasmannia auropunctata (little fire ant) is the source of this 1900-nucleotide messenger RNA. Its product is annotated as coiled-coil domain-containing protein 94. Gene Ontology annotation, cellular component: U2-type catalytic step 1 spliceosome. Lineage: Eukaryota; Metazoa; Arthropoda; Insecta; Hymenoptera; Formicidae. Gene Ontology annotation, biological process: mRNA splicing, via spliceosome. The record is from RefSeq and is a predicted model, not a curated record. The coding region runs from base 152 to 1213 and encodes 353 amino acids. The transcript is spliced from 3 exons.